This is a messenger RNA of Nasonia vitripennis (jewel wasp), 1783 nucleotides long. Its product is annotated as tubulin alpha-1 chain. Gene Ontology annotation, biological process: microtubule cytoskeleton organization; mitotic cell cycle. The transcript has 4 exons. Gene Ontology annotation, molecular function: GTP binding; structural constituent of cytoskeleton. The record is from RefSeq and is a predicted model, not a curated record. Gene Ontology annotation, cellular component: cytoplasm; microtubule. The coding region runs from base 243 to 1634 and encodes 463 amino acids. NCBI's taxonomy places the organism in Eukaryota, Metazoa, Arthropoda, Insecta, Hymenoptera, Pteromalidae.
AUUCAAGCUAGAAUGCAUCGUCGGAGCAUCUAUACAGCCGAUGCGUUUGUUUAUACUUAUCGAUGCGCGCGCCGCGUCCGGGGGCACGAAAAUAGAGCAGCGAGCGCGAAUUAUAAUCGUAUAUCUAAGUUUGGUAAAAAUAGACUGUUUAAUAAACGCGCGAGCCGCGACAGUGCGAUCCUAAUUUUCCGUCGCUUCACAAGUCGCGCGAGACGCGUUAUCUCGCUCGUUCGACCGACAAAAUGAGUAUGUUCAGCGGCUUCAUGACGAGAUUCGCCAGUAAACGUGAGUGUAUCUCCGUUCACGUCGGCCAAGCCGGAGUCCAGAUCGGUAAUGCCUGCUGGGAACUCUACUGCCUGGAGCAUGGCAUCCAGCCGGACGGUCAGAUGCCCUCCGACAAGAUGAUGGGCGGUGGCGACGACAGCUUCAACACCUUCUUCAGCGAGACCGGGGCUGGCAAGCAUGUGCCCAGGGCCGUCUUCGUCGAUCUCGAGCCCACCGUCGUCGACGAGGUCCGAACCGGAACGUACCGUCAGCUCUUCCACCCGGAGCAACUGAUCACCGGCAAGGAAGACGCAGCCAACAACUACGCUCGUGGUCACUACACGAUCGGCAAGGAGAUCGUCGACCUGGUGCUCGAUCGCAUCCGUAAACUAGCUGAUCAGUGCACCGGUCUCCAGGGCUUCCUCAUCUUCCAUUCGUUCGGCGGUGGUACCGGCUCCGGUUUUACCUCCCUCUUGAUGGAACGUCUCUCGGUCGACUACGGCAAGAAGUCCAAGCUCGAGUUCGCCAUCUAUCCAGCGCCCCAGGUCUCCACUGCUGUGGUCGAGCCCUACAACUCGAUCCUCACCACCCACACGACCCUCGAGCACUCGGACUGCGCGUUCAUGGUCGACAACGAGGCCAUCUACGACAUCUGCCGGCGCAACCUAGACAUCGAGCGUCCGACCUACACCAACCUGAACCGACUGAUCGGCCAGAUCGUCUCCUCCAUCACGGCCUCUCUGCGAUUCGACGGAGCCCUGAACGUCGAUCUUACCGAGUUCCAGACCAACUUGGUGCCCUACCCCAGGAUCCACUUCCCCCUGGUCACCUAUGCCCCAGUCAUCUCCGCCGAGAAGGCUUACCACGAGCAGCUGUCCGUAGCCGAGAUCACCAACGCCUGCUUCGAACCAGCCAACCAGAUGGUCAAGUGCGAUCCUCGUCACGGAAAGUACAUGGCCUGCUGCAUGCUGUACAGGGGUGACGUCGUGCCCAAGGACGUCAACGCUGCGAUCGCUACCAUCAAGACCAAGAGGACCAUCCAGUUCGUCGACUGGUGUCCCACCGGAUUCAAGGUCGGCAUCAACUACCAGCCGCCCACCGUCGUUCCUGGUGGUGACUUGGCCAAGGUACAACGCGCUGUCUGCAUGUUGUCGAACACGACAGCGAUUGCCGAGGCCUGGGCCAGGUUGGACCACAAGUUCGAUCUGAUGUACGCCAAGCGCGCCUUCGUGCACUGGUACGUCGGCGAGGGUAUGGAGGAGGGUGAGUUCUCCGAGGCUCGUGAAGAUUUGGCAGCCCUGGAGAAGGACUACGAGGAGGUCGGCAUGGAUUCAGUCGAGGGCGAGGGAGAAGGCGCGGAAGAGUAUUAGUAGAGUUAUCAUUGAAGGGAAGAGUUGGAAUUUCAUUUUAAAGAAGUUGAACUCAAAGGAUGAUAAGCGUUUUGAUAAACUUUUGUAACGAUUGAUACAUUAUUUGCUAUGUAUUAUUCCGAAAAAUAUAUUACACUUUUUACUGCGCA